GUCAGAGCUCCAGGGAGGGACCUGGGUAGACAGAGAAGCCGGAAACAGCAGGCUGGGGCAGCCACUGCUUAUACUGAGGAGGAAGGACGGGAGAGGAUUUUGUGUGUGUGUGUGUGUGUGUGUGUGUGUGUGUGUGUGUCUGUGUGUCUGUGUGUCUGUGUGUGUGUGUAUUUUUUCUUUUUGGUGGUGAUGGCGGAGGGCGGGUGCUAGCAGGGCCAGCCCUGAACUCGCUGGACAGAGCUACAGACCCAUGGGGCCUGGCAGUGCCCGCUGAGAGAGGGAGAAGACAGCAGAGGGGUUACCAAGAUGAGAAGACUGAGGCACACAGAGGGAGGUUUCUUGCCCACAGUACCAAAGCCAGGUCUACAGAUGCAACCCACGUCCCCUGGCUUCUCUCAAAGAGCUUUCCCUACUGCCCGAUCUCACCUGUCUCCCCACCUCUCUGGCUGCAGCUCACUUCUUCCCAUCCUAUCACCCCUGUGUCUACAGUGAGGGGAUCCCCUUGUCUCAGAUGCCCUCCAAACAACAGGUCAUGUCUCUGUGGGGGCUGGUCUCCCAGAUGCCCCCAGAAAAACUGCAGCGGCUCUAUGUUGACUUUCCCCAUCACCUGCGGCACCUCCUGGGUGACUGGCUGGAGAACCAGCCCUGGGAGUUCCUGGUUGGCUCAGAUGUCUUCUGUCACAACAUGGCCAGCACCCUACUUUCUGCCACUAUCCAGCACCUUCAGGCCUCUGCCAGAAAGCAGGGAGAGGGGAGUGCCAUCUUGCAGCACAUCAGCACUCUGGAGAGCAUAUAUCAGAGGGACCCCCUGAAGCUGGUGGCCAUUUUCAGGCAAAUACUUCAAGGGGAGAAAAAAGCAGUUAUGGAACAGUUCCGUCACCUGCCAAUGCCCUUUCACUGGAAGCAGGAGGAACUCAAGUUUAACACGGCCCUGCAGAGGCUGCAGCACCGAGUGGGGGAAAUUCACCUUCUCCAAGAAACCCUGCAGCAGGGGACUGAGGCUGGCCAAGUGUCUCUGCACAGCUUGAUACAAACCCCUGCCCAUGGGACUGAGCCAAGUGAGGCCCUGGACUUAUUGCUGCAGGAUACUGUUGGGGAGCUGGAGGCUGUCCAGGCCCUGGUGCUGAAGAGGAUCCAGAUUUGGAAACGGCAGCAGCAGCUGGCAGGGAAUGGCGCCCCCUUUGAUGAGAGCAUGACGCUACUACAGGAGAGGUGUGAGAGCCUGGUGGACAUUUAUUCUCAGCUGCAGCAGGAGGUGGGGGCAGCUGGUGGGGAGCUUGAGCCCAAGACCCGGGCAGCACUGAUUAGCCGGCUGGAUGAAGUCCUGCAAACCCUUGUCACCAGCUCUUUCCUGGUGGAGAAGCAGCCCCCCCAGGUUCUGAAAACUCAGACCAAGUUUUCUGCUGGGGUUCGAUUCCUGCUGGGCUUACGGUUCCUGGGGGCCUCAGCCAAGCUGCCACUGGUCAGGGCUGACAUGGUGACUGAGAAGCAGGCGAGGGAGCUGAGCAUGCCCCAGGGGCCUGGGGCUGGAGCAGAAAGCACUGGGGAAAUCACCAACAACACCGUGCCCCUGGAGAUCAGUGUUUCUGGGAACUGUUGCUCUGCCCUGUUCAAGAACCUGCUUCUGAAGAAAAUCAAGCGGUGUGAACGGAAGGGCACGGAGUCUGUCACUGAGGAGAAGUGUGCUGUGCUCUUCUCCACCAGCUUCACUCUCGGCCCCAACAAACUCCCCAUCCAGCUCCAGGCCCUAUCUCUGCCACUGGUGGUCAUCGUCCAUGGCAACCAAGAUAACAAUGCCAAAGCCACCAUCUUGUGGGACAAUGCCUUCUCUGAGAUGGACCGUGUGCCCUUUGUGGUGGCUGAGCGGGUGCCCUGGGAGAAGAUGUGUGAAACUCUGAAUCUCAAGUUCAUGGCUGAGGUGGGGACCAACCAGGGGCUACUCCCAGAGCACUUCCUCUUCUUGGCCCAGAAGAUCUUCAAUGACAACAGCCUCAGCAUAGAGGCCUUCCAGCACCGCUCUGUGUCCUGGUCACAGUUCAACAAGGAAAUCCUGCUGGGUCGUGGCUUCACCUUUUGGCAGUGGUUUGAUGGUGUGCUGGACCUCACCAAACGCUGUCUCAAGAGCUACUGGUCAGAUCGGCUGAUCAUUGGCUUCAUCAGCAAACAGUAUGUCACUAGCCUCCUUCUCAACGAACCCGAUGGAACCUUCCUCCUUCGCUUCAGCGACUCAGAGAUUGGAGGCAUCACCAUUGCCCAUGUCAUCAGGAGCCAGGAUGGCUCCCCACAGAUAGAGAACAUCCAGCCAUUCUCUGCCAAAGACCUGUCCAUUCGCUCACUGGGGGACCGAAUCCGGGACCUUGCUCAGCUCAAAAACCUCUACCCCAAGAAACCCAAGGACGAGGCUUUCCGGAGCCACUACAAGCAUGAACAGAUAGGUAAGGAUGGCAGGGGUUACGUCCCAGCUACCAUCAAGAUGACUGUGGAAAGGGACCAGCCACUCCCCACCCCAGAGCCCCAAAUGCCUACCAUGGUGCCCAGUUAUGAUCUUGGAAUGGUCCCUGACUCCAUGGCCAUGCAGCUCAACCAAGAUAUGGUGCCCCAGGUGUACCCACCACACUCUCACUCCAUCCCCUCAUACCAAGCCCUCCCUCCAGAAGAAUCAGUCAAUGUGUUGCGAUCCUUCCAGGAACCUCACCUGCAGAUGCCCCCCAACCUGAGUGAGAUGAGCCUGACCUUUGACCAACCUCACCCCCAUUACUUUCCUGGUCCUAGCAGGGGCCUGCUGCCGUGCCAGCCUCAGGAGCAUGCCAUGUCCAGCCCUGAGCCCAUGCUCUGCGCGGAUGUGACCAUGGGAGAAGACAGCUGCCUGAACCAGCCUGUAGGAGGGUUCACUCAGGGCACCUGGGUUGGUGAAGACAUGUUUCCGCCCUUGCUGCCUCCCACCGAACAGGACCUCACCAAACUUCUCCUGGAGGGUCAAGGGGAAUCAGCGGGAGGGUCCUUGGGAGCCCAGCCCCUCCUGCAGCCCUCCUCCUAUGGGCAGUCUGGGAUCUCAAUGUCCCACCUGGACCUAAGGGCCAACCACAGUUGGUGAUCCCAGCAGGAGGGGGAGCUGAGAGAGACAGCUCUUCUACCCCCAUGGACUUGCUCUGGACACCUGCCCAUGCUCCUGCCAAGCAGCAGAUAGGGUGUCCUCCUAUCCCCACCUACUCCUGUCAGGAAAAGACUUUGCCAGGAGAAGGCAUAGUGGGUGGAGCCUAUCUACUCCUUCCUUCUUAUCACAUAACCCUGCCCUCUCCCUUCCAGUACCGGAAGAGAAAUUCAGGUUCCAAAGUGAGACACACCCCAGCAUGCCUGCACACGCAACACACACACACUCUCACGGCUUUCUCUGGGAGUUGGGCCUGAGCAGGAAGGAAGAUGGGCAAGAGCAGAAGUCAGGGUAUGUAGGGCUUCUCCUCCCACCCACAACCAGGACCCGGGAUGCACACACUUGCACUAGAAGCUGGGGGUGGGCUUGCAUCCCAUCCCUGGGGGAUGAGGACAGUUCAGGAGACCCUGGGUGGGAGAAGAGGGGCCUGUAUACUUGGUUAUUGAUGUGGGUUAUGCCCAGAUUAAAAACAAAUUGCAAACA
This is a messenger RNA of Hipposideros armiger (great roundleaf bat), 3634 nucleotides long. RefSeq names its product signal transducer and activator of transcription 6 (gene STAT6). The transcript is spliced from 23 exons. The record is from RefSeq and is a predicted model, not a curated record. Gene Ontology annotation, biological process: signal transduction; regulation of DNA-templated transcription. NCBI's taxonomy places the organism in Eukaryota, Metazoa, Chordata, Mammalia, Chiroptera, Hipposideridae. Bases 512 to 3094 code for a protein of 860 amino acids. Gene Ontology annotation, molecular function: DNA-binding transcription factor activity; DNA binding.